Messenger RNA from Symbiodinium sp. CCMP2456, 268 nucleotides. The record is from the annotation of a GenBank genome assembly. Lineage: Eukaryota; Dinophyceae; Suessiales; Symbiodiniaceae.
GCCAUGGCACGCCUCGUCUUCCAAGGCGCAUUCCGGGCGUUCCUUCAUAGGUCUCAGCCUGCGCAACCGCUUCGAAGCGCUCAGCGAGGACUUCGAUGACGCGGCCAGCGAGGCCGAGGACGUCUUGAAGCUUGCGCCCGAGGCGACCGAGGUCGCCUCGGAGCCGAGCAAGAUGACGCUGAAGGAGCUUGGCUCUUCGGAGGAAUCCACGGAGAUGCGCAGCUCCGAUGGCCAAGAUUCCCAAAGCUCCUCCACAGUGUCGGACGAG